UUGAAAUAACGAGAGAUGGAGCAAACGCAGCUAGCUAGCAAGGGAAAGCGUGAAAUACCAAAGAUCAAAUACAAAGUUUCAAGCCAAAUGGAAGCGAUGUUGUUGGGUUCAUUAAUGAUUCUCAUGAUAAGUUUCAUUAUCGCGCAAGCUCAACUGAAAACUGGGUUUUACUCUUCUUCAUGCCCAACCGCAGAGGCCACAGUGCGUUCCACUAUUGAAUCCUACUUCAAUAAAGACCCAACCAUUGCUCCUAGCCUGCUUAGGCUUCAUUUCCAUGAUUGCUUUGUUCAGGGCUGCGAUGGUUCAGUUCUGAUUGUAGGGUCAUCUGCAGAGCGGAAUGCAUUGGCAAACCUUAGUCUAAGAGGUUUUGAAGUGAUUGAAGAUGCAAAAUCACAACUUGAGGCAAUAUGCCCAGGUGUUGUCUCAUGCGCUGACAUACUAGCUGUGGCAGCACGUGAUGCAGUGUACUUGAGUAAUGGUCCAAGUUGGUCAGUUCCCACCGGAAGAAGAGAUGGGAGGAUAUCUUCAUCAGCGCAAGCCUCUAAUUUGCCUUCCCCACUUGACCCUGUCUCAGUCCAGAGACAAAAAUUUGCUGCCAAAGGCCUAGAUGACCAUGACCUUGUCACUCUAGUUGGCGCACAUACCAUAGGCCAGACAGAAUGCAGAUUCUUCAGCUACCGCCUGUAUAAUUUCACUACCACUGGGAAUUCAGAUCCAACUAUAAAUCAAGCAACCUUAGCACAAUUUCAAGCACUUUGUCCCAAGAAUGGAAAUGGCUUGAGAAAGGUUUCAUUGGAUAGUGGUAGUCCAGCCAAAUUUGAUGUUAGUUUCUUCAAGAAUGUGCGUGAUGGUAAUGGGGUUCUAGAGUCUGACCAGAGGCUGUGGGGAGAUUCUGCUACACAAAGUGUAGUGCAGAGUUAUGCUGGGAAUAUAAGAGGGUUGCUGGGGUUGAAAUUUGCGUAUGAAUUUCCAAAGGCCAUGAUUAAAUUGAGUAAUAUAGAGGUGAAGACCGAUACAGAAGGAGAGAUUAGAAAAGUUUGUUCAAAAUUUAAUUGAUACUAGAUUGGGACUCGUGCAUUGCAUGCACGGGCGGAUACAAGUACUACAAUCUAUAUAUAUAUAUAUGUAAAGCUCACUUGAGCUUAGUAGCUUAGCAUUAAAUAGAUUAAGCAAUAAAGUGUUUUUAAGCUACAUUAAGCAAUGAAGUUGAACAAAAGACUAUUCAUCUUAGUAUUUCAUAA
Messenger RNA from Lotus japonicus, 1241 nucleotides. RefSeq names its product peroxidase 25-like. Gene Ontology annotation, biological process: response to oxidative stress; hydrogen peroxide catabolic process. Gene Ontology annotation, molecular function: peroxidase activity; heme binding. The coding region runs from base 16 to 1056 and encodes 346 amino acids. NCBI's taxonomy places the organism in Eukaryota, Viridiplantae, Streptophyta, Magnoliopsida, Fabales, Fabaceae. The transcript has 4 exons. The record is from RefSeq and is a predicted model, not a curated record. Gene Ontology annotation, cellular component: plant-type cell wall; plasmodesma.